Notothenia coriiceps (black rockcod) is the source of this 5638-nucleotide messenger RNA. It is a transcript of the gene fmn2a, whose product is annotated as formin 2a. Gene Ontology annotation, molecular function: actin filament binding; microtubule binding. Gene Ontology annotation, cellular component: cytoplasm; cytoskeleton; actin filament. NCBI's taxonomy places the organism in Eukaryota, Metazoa, Chordata, Actinopteri, Perciformes, Nototheniidae. The record is from RefSeq and is a predicted model, not a curated record. Gene Ontology annotation, biological process: intracellular signal transduction; cortical actin cytoskeleton organization; actin nucleation. Bases 119 to 4636 code for a protein of 1505 amino acids. The transcript has 18 exons.
GGAGCAGAUUCUCUCUUACAGUUAAGCUUAAAUGUAUCAAAUGAACCAAUGUAAAUGUUCCUCUUCACUUCAUCCUGUCUAGAUCUUCUCCCCUCUGGAUGAAGCCACAGUGGUCAGGAUGCAGACUUUUAAGACGGUGGAGACCCAGGUGCCCUUUCUGAAAGAGAGUUUCUUUACCACCACUUUCAAAGGCAGGAGGAAGAGCAGCGUUACCAACCUCCUCCGUAAACAACAGAACUCACUCCUCAAUCAACACCAGUGCAUUUUAGAGCAUCCUAAACCAGUCAUUUGCACUUCAGUCGAGAAUGGACAAGGAUCGCACACUCCUGAACAUCAACGACUCGCUCGCUCGUCCAGCAGCCCGUUAUGCAAGACAGCAGAGCGUGCAGCAGCAGAUGGGGAUAAAAAGGAGGGGCAACAAGAGAGGAAGGAUAAGAGAGUGAGCGAGGCUGUGCACGGGAGGGGGGGUGAGCAAAGAGUGAGUGGUAGUGAGCCCGCGGCUGUCAGUGCCAGUCUCCUCCUCCUUUCAUCAUCAGCAUCAGCGGCACAGGGGGAGGCAGCAUCAUUCUCACAGCUGCCUUUAACUGUGGUGGGCAGACAGCAGGGAUUAGGCAGCUCUGAUAGGGCUCUGACCAACAGAGGAGAAGCAUCAAUAGCAUCCCAGGAGGAAGCCCAGCAUGCCCAGCCUCGACCCCAGCAGAAUGGCCUGUUAGCAAAGGGAGUCCGCCUGUUUAGAAACAUGGGGAACCAGGAAACAAAGCAGAAGAAAGGAGGAGGAAGUGGAGGAGCAGCAGGGGAUGUCUCCUGUGACGGCGAUGCUGACGAGAGGGAUGUGGACAAGAAAUCUAAAAAGUCCCACAACAAGAUAAGUAAAGCAGGAGAACAAGCCGGUAGGAAGAAAUCGAAGUCUGAGUCGAAGGGCUCUAUGUUUUCUGGCAUGAAGAUCAGGAAGAGUUUAUCAAAGGCGAAAGGGGUGUCUAAGGAUGAUAUGUUGGACGAUGGGCGGUCAGCACACUUGAGCAAAGCAGGGCCCACACCAAGUGCAGAGGCGUCAGCUGAUGAGAUGGGCAUGCUAUCAGAUGUCGAGACUGGCCGGAAAACAAGCUCAGGGUCGGAUGCUGACCUCUACAGUUUUCACUCGGCCGCAGCUGAACAUGAAGACCUGCUCUCUGACAUCCAGCAAGCCAUAAGAGACCAGUCCAGUGACAAGCAGGAAGUGCUUACUGUUAAUCUAUCUGAAGGACUAUCAUCUGAGGGGAAUAAAGUCCAGGAGAAGCUAGAGUCUCCUCAGCUAUUAAAUCUAGAAAAGGAUGUUUAUUCUCCUCCUGUUGGUGUUGAAUGCGUACCAAAAGAAGUAAGCGAGAAAUAUAAGAAUGUGGAGAACGAAAGCUAUGUCAUAUCAAGUAAUUCAUCUGGUACAGGAACCCCGAGUGAAAGUGGUCCAGCCUCUUCGGGCCCGGAUACAGAGAGAAGCAGUGGAAGCCUUCUCCCAAACACUAACAGCACAUACAGCUUCCACGACAAUACGACUAACAGUUCCACGUAUGAGAGUGCUGAGGAGCACCAAGAAGACUUGGAGAGCCCAGUUCUGGCUGCACAGAGCAUAAAUACAAGUGUGCCAAGUGUCUGCUUGGACCCGGUGGUGGCAGGUUCGAAGGGGCCUCACAAGAGUGUGAGCAGCAUGGACCUGUCUAUGGAGAGGGAAGAGGAAACCGGGAGACGGGACUUCCUCUCUCUAAAAAGGAGGAAGAGUAGUUUGUCAUUUAGUCUGCUAACGCCAGACGUUCCUCAGCAUAGGCGGACAUCCUCCACCGUCUCCCCUUCAACUGUCAAACUCUACCCUCCAGUCCACCCCUCCUAUGUUAAGACCACCACCAGGAAUCUCACCUCUCCAAUUGGCUCCCCUAUUACCAGUCCCAAUGUGCCCAGGAAAACAGAUGUCAACGAUGCUGCUGUAGAAUCGACCCAGGUAUUAAGAAAGCUCAAGAAGAGGUCUUGCUCAGUUGCUGGGUCCCUCAGUGGGGCAGCAGACUGGUUAACAGAGUUAGAUAAGCUAAGAAGGAGGCAGAGUGGUGAGGCCACAUUUCCAGAGCAGGAGACACCUGAGAAGGGAAACACUGGCGGGAACUACUGGACCCUGGGCUCCAGGAGAGCACAGUAUGGACGGCAGGCCUCCACUUCCACAGUGCCCUACCUGGACGUCUUCUCUGGUCGCACUCUUCUAGACUGGCUGUGUAUGCAUCAUGAAGACGGGUCUACAGAAGAGGAGGCGAAGGAACUGUGUCAGCGACUGUUGGUCCAAGGUCUGCUGCAGCCUUUCAGUGACAGCACAGCAGAGCCCCAUGGUGACAGCCCUGUCUCAGCACUCUUUAAUGAGGAGCAGCUGUACACCUGGGCAUCUGUCGGCCUGCCAGUUUCCUCUCACCUGUGGGAACUGUAUGGGGGGCGACCCACAGGCAGAGAACAAAGCUUGAGAUCAUGUUUGCAUCAAUCAGCCAAGACCCCAGGAGCUCUACCUGCUCAGACAGACUCCAGCAGGUUGAAGUCAGGUCAGUCGUCCUCGGAGGAUGAAAGCUGUCUCAUCCCUCAGCUGGAGCGGACCAUCGAUGACCUGCGGAUUAAGAUUGCUGUGUUGCAGGGCCAGCAGGCUUCCUUGGCAAAGGGCAGCGCUGAUAAUACUGGAUCUCUGGGUGCUUCCCACCACAAGGCCUCACAGAUGACGGGAGGAAGAUUGGGGAAGAUGAGCCAGGAGGUGUCUGUCCAGACCUCACCUGUGGGGGAGGGCUUUAAGUUUGACGUGCCUUUCAGCAGAGGAUCAGGCAGCGUGCCGUCUCCUGUUUCAUCCUCCAUCCCCAAAUCUACAGAGAGCUUUGUCUGCACGUGCCAGCAGAGACAACAGAGCGGUGCCCAUCAAACUCCCCCACCUCCACCACCUUUACCAGGGGGUGUCGCUCCUCCUCCCCCACCACCUCCCCCGCCCUUACCCGGGUUUGGACCUUGUCCACCUCCGCCUCCCCCUCCUCCUCCUCCACCACCAGGUUUUGGACCUCCUCCACCCCCUCCUCCUCCUGGUUCUGGACCUCCACCCCCACCUCCUCCCCCGCCGGGUAUGGGUCCACCUCCUCCACCUCCUCCCCCUGGAAUGGGACCCCCUCCUCCACCGCCGGCCCCGGGCUUUGGGCCUCCACCACCACCAGGCUUUAUGCCCUCCAUGUCUCCCCCUGGAAUGGGACCCCCUCCUCCACCGCCGGCCCCGGGCUUUGGGCCUCCACCACCACCAGGCUUUAUGCCCUCCAUGGCGGUGCAGGAAGCUGGCCCUGCCAAGGCUAUGAUCGAGCCCCCCAAGCCAAUGAAGCCCCUCUACUGGACACGCAUACAGCUGAAUGCUAAAAAGUCCAGUGCACUGGUGUGGGACACAAUCGAAGAACCAAGUGUAGACUUUGAAGAAUUUGUUGAUCUAUUCUCCAAAGGUGCUGUUAAGGUGAAGAAAAAGCCAAUUUCCGACACAAUCAGCAAGUCAAAGGCCAAGCAGGUGGUGAAGCUCUUAAACAACAAGCGUUCACAGGCUGUGGGUAUUCUGAUGUCCAGCAUCCACCUUGAUAUGAAGGACAUCCAGAAUACCGUUCUAAAUAUGGACAACACUGUGGUUGAUCUGGAGACUCUGCAAGCCCUUUAUGAAAAUAGAGCUCAAAAUGAUGAGUUGGAUGGCAUUAAAAAGCAUAUCAAAUCAUCACAAGACAAGGAGGAUGCCAAGCCACUGGACAAGCCUGAACAGUUUCUAUUCCAGUUAUCCCAAAUCCCCAACUUCUCUGAACGAGUGUUCUGCAUCCUGUUUCAGUCAACUUUCCAUGAGUGUAUCACCUCAAUCCUCCGCAAAGUAGAAAUCCUUCAGAGGGUUUGCAAGACUAUCCAGGAUGGUAAGUGUGUAUUGCAGGUGCUUGGCCUGGUGCUGGCUUUUGGCAACUUCAUGAACGGAGGUAAUCGGUCUCGAGGGCAGGCCGACGGCUUCACCUUGGAUAUUCUGCCAAAACUGAAGGACGUUAAGAGCAGUGAUAACUCCCAGAGUCUUUUGUCCUACAUUGUUGCUUACUAUCUAAGGCACUUUGAUGAGGAUGCUGGUAGAGAGACGUGUGUCUACUCUCUGCCCGAGCCCCAGGACCUUUUCCAGGCCUCCCAGAUGAAGUUUGAGGACUUUCAAAGAGAUCUGCGAAAGCUAAAGAAAGACCUCAAUGCCUGCUCAGCUGAGACGGAGAAAGUUUGCAAGUUUUCCUCUGAAGAGAACCUUCAACCCUUUAAGGACAAUAUGGAGGAAUUUAUUUGCCAAGCCAAAACCAAACUGGAAGCUCAAGAGAAGCAACUGGCUGACACUGAAAAGAUCUUCUUGGAGCUGACCAUGUCCUUUUCAGUUAAACCCAAGGCAGGGGAAAAAGAGGUUUCACCCAACACUUUCUUCUCCAUUUGGCACGAGUUUUCCUCUGAUUUUAAAGACCAAUGGAAGAAGCAGAAUAAGCUGAUGUUACAGGAACGGGUCAAAAAGGCUGAAGAGAGUUUCAAACAGGCCAAGGAGAAAGCUUCCUACAAUGUGAAACCCAAACACGCAACUGGAAUAAAAGCAAAGUUGGGUCAGAAGAUCUAACGCUGAGAAUGGAAAAUUAUCAUCACACAGCCUAUUGCACAAGCAGUGUUUGUACAAUAUGACAUGACUCAUCAGUCAUUUUUGCAACGUGUAUUUGCUUCCGGUAUUUGUUUUCAAUUGAUUUAGACCUGAUGUUUACUGUCAGUUGGUUGAAAGUGGAUAUUAUAUUGUUUAGAAGUUGAAUGAAAAAUUACAUUCUCUGACCCCCUUUCAUAGCACCUGCAUAAUUAAAUGAAAUAUUGCUUCCAAAAGACAUUUAUCAACUGAGAUGAUUAAAUGUAGUUGAGUCAUUUGCCAGAAAAUGCUCAGAGGAGGCGGAAAUUUGUAGCAACACAAUAUCCAAGCUUUCUCAGUGUUUUAUAAGCCAUAUGUAGGAAUUUGUGCAAUUCCCCUGCCUUGUUCACUAGAAAGGCAUGAAAACGUCCUUUUUAUAUCUUCCGUAUUGGUAAAGAUCAAAGAAUUUUAUAACAUUUCUACAUGGUGGGUAUGGAUCAUCUGCCCGACAAAGUGCCUUUUCGCACAUUGUAGGAGUCAAAUCAGUGCUGUAGAACAGAGCUUUUUCUUUUUAGACAUAUCAUCUGUUAUUAAAUGUUACAUGUAGAGAAGAUACAUAUGUUCUACAUAGGCUGGAACAUGACACAUUUACUAAGUUAGUUUCAGAAUCUAGGUAUAAUUACAAAAAUGUUUUACAUACAACUGCUUCAUUUGUCUUUUCAACAAAUAAGGUCAUGAACAAGUAAGUGGUGUAAUCGUAUAUAGAUAAAGACUAUUGUUUUUUUUCUCCAGUAUCAUCAACUUGCUUUGUUUUAAGCAAAAACCCUAUGCAGUUAGUUUUGCCUUUCCUCCUACCUGUGAGUGUGUGAACUCCCAUAUGCAAUUGGACCAUGUGACGUGACGUGUGCGAUACCAACAAUGUGUUUCAUUGAAUACCCUUGACCACAGAAAAAUUAUAUUUAUUGCAUAAAAGAAAUUACAUAAUUUGUAAUAAAAAAUUCUGCUGUU